AGUCAUUCCAAAGACACGAAGCCAGUUUAUUCGUCAUUCUCGCAAAAGCAGAAAAAUCUUUGAUAGAAAAUAUAGUGGUGUUUUAUCGAAUAUUAAUAACCAGUCAGUAAAUGACGUUUGUGAUUUCGAAACGUUGAUGAUUUAUCAACUACAUUGAUUGAGGAAAUCCGUGCCGAAAAGGUUCUUCAAUGUGGUGCACCUGUCUCGUCCGAUUAGGCAGGCGGUCGCAGUGUUGAAAACGAGUUCCGUGGAGUGUGUGGGGCAAGGUGUCGAAUCCGAUGGGUCAAGGAGAUACAGUGCUGUUUUUGCGUAUGCAGGAAUUAGGCAGUUUUUUUUCUGUGUAGGGAAUCCACACUCUUUGUGCGUUUUUACAAAGAUUUAGUGGGAUUUUCAUGAGCUUGGAGAUGAUCCAAUGUUGCCACAUUAAUCGAACUCAAUAGUGAUUUUUACGAAAGAACAACACAUAAACUAGGUCAUCCAAAUCAUUGGCUGUUAAUUGCACAACCAAUAGUGGAGUAGCUCGGUGGAAUAGUGUAAUAACACCAUCAACAAAUUAUUGAUCCAUCUGAAGGACUUUCGAGAACGCGAAGCCAGUGAACGAAGAGAAGCCUGGUGGUAGAUAAUCUACCCCGCAAGAACACAUAAUAAUCGAUGACAUGUAGUACUCGUAGUAAUAACAGCCGCAACCCUUCCGACUGAUCGAUUCGAUGGCACAACUGCAGCAGCUAGUAAUAACAAGAUUACAUAAUUUUUUGUUGAUGUUUUUCCUUGGCUGGCACUGGCUCUGAGCGGACCCGUGUUCGUGUGGUGAACAAGUGUUUUGGCGAGGAGCAAAUAAGAAUCAUCUCAGCACGGCUACAGAACGCAACGAAACGCAACAAUGGCCCGCAGUGGAGGUACCAAAUGUCCUCAUCUGGAUAAUGUCGUCCAUCUCUCGUUGGUGGAGCUGUGCAAACUAAAAAAGGGAGAGCCAUGUACGGAGUGCGACGCGAAUGGCCCGAAUCUAUGGAUCUGCCUGCAGAAAAAUUGUCUCCACAUCGGUUGCUCGGAACAGUACAACGACCACAGCACGACCCAUUUCCAGACGAAUCGCUCUCAUUGCAUCCACAUGAACCUGUCCUCUCAGCGAAUAUGGUGCUACAUGUGCGAGUUCGAGGUGUUCCUGAUGCAGCAACAGCAACAGCAGCAGCAGCUGAGACGAACUUCGGUGGUUAGUAAUGACUCGAGCGACGCCAGCCGGUACUCGGUUAACAACAACAACGAGAAGCUGCUAAUGUAUGGUGAUCGGACCAGCGGGAUUGGGGGUGGUGAAUCGUGCGACAGCAGCUGCGAGGAAGAUGAAUUUGAAAGACACGGCAAAUGGAAUGGAUUGGUCGGGUUACAGAACAUAGCGAACACUUGUUACAUGAACUCGGCCAUUCAAGCGCUUAGCAACAGUCCCCCGUUGACGGGAUAUUUUUUGGAUUGUGGGUCGAUCAUUGAAACGGAUUUACUAGGCAAUCAAACCGUCUCGAAGCCGGGAUUGGCUAAACAUUACCAUAAACUGAUAAAGGAAAUGUGGUGUAAAAAUCGGCGGUAUGUUGUACCGAGUGGAAUUCUGUACGGGAUACGCAUUGUUCAUCCCAUGUUUCGAGGCUACCAGCAGCAUGAUACGCAGGAGUUUCUUCGCUGCUUCAUGGACCAGUUGCAUGAAGAGCUGAAAGAAGUUAUUCAACCACCACCGGAGCGACUCUCACUGCAGGGUAGAAAUGAUGGCGAUGGCGAUGACCAAUCGCCAUGCCCUUCGCCAUCGCCAUCACAGUCGGAAGCGGAAUACGAAACAUGCGAUAGCGGAGUUUCUGAGCAAUCAAGUCUGUCGGAUGACAUUUCGGUCAUUAACAAACGGACUAGGAUGGUAUCAAGAUCUCCUAGUCCCAGUACAAACCAAAGAAACCCUACGUCAAACAGCCGGCAGCAAUCACCGAUCGGCAGCAAUAGAAGUAAUUCCAGCAGUAGUGGAAGCAUGUCUUCAAUGCAACAUCAGCAGCAGCAGCAGCACCAGCAACAACAACAACAACAACAACAACAACAACAACAAUCUGGCUCAAACGAGCAGCACCAACAGAAAUCUUCAAAGGACAAAAUGCCGGAACGGUCCAUUAUCAGUGAUAUAUUUGACGGAAAGUUAUUGUCAUCGGUGCAGUGCUUGACGUGCGAUCGCAUCUCAACCCGCGAAGAAACAUUCCAAGAUCUAUCGCUUCCCAUUCCAGGCAAGGAUCAUCUUGCAGUGUUGCACCAAAACCACCCUGGAAUGCCGAACUCCGCUCAUCCUUCGCCACCGGUGAGUGGAAGUAGCAGCGGAAUAACAUGUUCCGAUGCGGUCUACCCGGUAACUAGUGACAGCUGGAUGUGGUGGUUUUGGAAUUGGCCUUUCUGGAGCUGGAUUCGAUCCUGGUUCUGGGGACCAGCCGUUUCCCUGCACGAUUGUAUGGCAGCUUUUUUCAGUGCGGAUGAACUGAAAGGGGAUAAUAUGUACAGCUGUGAAAAGUGUAACAAACUUCGCAAUGGGGUGAAAUUUUCCCGAGUACUUGCGCUACCGGAGAUGUUGUGUGUCCACUUGAAACGAUUCCGCCACGAUUUGUCGUAUAGUUCGAAAAUUUCCAGUCCGGUUCAUUUCCCACUGAAUGGAUUGGACAUGAGGCCGUAUUUACACAAAGACUGCAAAUCGGAAGUAUCUACGUACGAUCUUUGUGCGGUCAUCUGCCACCAUGGUACGGUCGGAGGGGGCCACUACACCAGCUUUGCCAAACAUGAUCCCACUGGGAAGUGGUUCGAGUUCGAUGACCAGCUGGUAACGCAGGUCAGUCCGGAGGAUGUGCAGAACUGUGAGGCUUAUGUGCUUUUCUAUCGUAAGAAUAACUCCAAAAUGACAACGAUUAGAGCUCAGGCUAGUGAUUUGAUUAGCGUUCAGGAACAUGCAUCCGACAUAAGGUUCUACGUGUCCCGGAACUGGCUGCAUAGAUUCAACACAUUUGCUGAACCCGGACCCAUCGAUAACUGGACGUUGCUUUGUCCGCAUGGAGCGUUCCCACCGCAUAAAGCUCCAUAUUUUUCCAAAUUGGUAGUGCCAAUUCCGCAAACGUUGUGGGACUUUCUGUACAAAAAAUUCGGUGGAGGACCGGUCUGCAAUCAUAUAUUUCCUUGUCAUAUUUGUAAGAAAGCGGCCGAAUCGUUGUCCCGAAGGCAACGAGCCGAGCUGGAAGCAUUUACCGCUUGCAAUGACGAGUAUCAGUACAACGAAACCCCGACCACCAUUUAUGCAAUUUCGAUGGCAUGGUUCCGUCAGUGGCAACUGUUCGCGCGGGGUGUCACCACUGACGAGCCUGGACCGAUCGAUAACAAAACCAUUGCCAUUCCGGGCGACACGAGCGUUCCGCUUCGAAGUGUACGGCAAGGAUCGGACUAUGCUCAGAUAAAUUCCACUUUGUGGCACUUUUUCCACGGGAUCUACGGUGGAGGACCGGAAAUCGUACUCCGGGGAAACCCAGUGCCACCACCGGAGCCAAAGAUGUCGAAACAGGCCAAGGAGCGCGAAAUUGAACCAAUGGAUGUAGGGGAACCAGCUCCGCCGGCGAAAUCCACCACCACGACCAGUGGAAAACAGCAACAGCAGCAGGAUCCAGCUGUCGAGGUACCCGCUGAAGUUCCUUCCAGUACAUUCAAUACGCAGUCGACGAAACCGCAAAAAAGUGUAUCCUUUGAGGACAACGAGGGGUAUCACGAAAACGAUGGAGAUUUUAACGAAUCUUCGCGGUCGGUUCAACUGAAGCGGAAGCAAAUGAAGCAACAGAAGGAACAGUCAAAGGAAUCGAAAAAAUCCGAAUCGGAUAGCGCCGACGGGUUGGUGACCUACCUGCGGCGAAAACAACUCAAGCAUCAACAGCACGUGGCGGCUGCUAACCAGGGGGCAGGCGGUGAUAGUAAUUCGGACUCUUUGGAGAUUGGCAGCAGAAAGGACAGGCGACAUCGAACGGGGAUGAAGUCUAAUGGAUUCUUCGGAGCGGAGGGAAAAUAUCAAACCGCAAGCACCGACUCCGGUAACGGUACCAUGCCUCGGGCUGAGUCGUUUUCUCAGCCUAUAUCGAAUGGAACCAAAGUCAAUUACAGCAACCUGAGCGGCUCUUCGUCCGCUACGGCGUUCUCAAACUCAGUGGAUGACUCCCACAGUGCCAACACCAUAGAACCUACCACCGGUGGAAAUGCUUCCAAGUCGGUUGAUGAAAUUAUGCCUCUGCUGAAUCAAACGAGCAUCAACAGUAGUAGCCACCACAGCGCGUCGGUCGACGAGGAUGCCUCGGUCGCCGACGAGAGCGAUAGCAACGAAGGACCAGUGACGGUGGCAAAAGAUCGCUUGCAUAGUUCUGGCCGCAGCAAAGGCCAUGGACACCGAAUUAGCCAACAGCAGCCGGAAGCAGAGAAUGGCCAAAGCGAACGCGGAAUGAUGUCGUUCAGUAGGAAGAAGCUUAAGUCCAAAUACAUGAAGAGCAAGGCAGCGAAAGCUGGGCUCGUGCUUGACGGUGCCAAUGGACAAAUUUCCACCGGAGCAAAUGCCAGUGAUAGCGAGAAAUGAGUAAAGCAACCGCUUCGUCGUUUCCGUUUUCUGCCAUUCUCUUGAUAGUCUGUUAUCGCUUUUGGGAUAGGUUUGUUCAAGAUACGUGUAAAUAAUAUCGUACAUUUAUGCCUGGCAUUUUCAGUUGUUAUUUUUCGUGCGCAAGGGUUAUCCUCUACUUCUUUUUCUCGGAGGGGUAUUUUUCCUUUAAGUUAUAAAGAUAUUUCACGCCAUAGGGAUUAAAAGAAUGCAGUUCCGUUUUAAUGUUAUUUCAUCACUUGUUUUAAUGCUGGCUGUUUUUUUUUUUAUUUUGAAGAAAAUUGUGAAACGAUGUAUUCGGUAUGUUCGAAAAGCAAUUCAUAGGUGAAAGAAGCGAAAUUUCCAAAUUGGAUUACUAUUUAAAAUGGUAUACAUUACAUCAAUAGCGUAGUAAGAUGUUCAUUGAAUUCUUUUCCAAACCAUCGACUAAUUGAAUAAGUGAAAAGGUAUUAAAGUUUUGCUCACUUUGGAAAAAAAACGAAAUAAAUUUUUGACCACCAUCAUCGGUAUCAAUUCAAAUUAGAACACAAUGAAAUCGUAGUGCAACACCAACAAUGGCACUUUUUCGACUAUUCGCACCAAGUUUUGCUUUGCAGAUAGAUUUCGCAUUGUGUUGAACUGAAAACAUGAAAGUAAUGCCGCGGAUGACAAACUAUGAGCAUGAGCAUUAUUUGUAUAAUAAUUAUGAGCACUAUUACAACAACUAUACAAAAGCUAUACAAGUGUGAGCAUGGAUGUGCUCAUAAUUUAUUAUACAAAUAAUGGUCAUGUUCAUAGUUUGUCAUACAAGUGUAUCCGAGGCAUAAGAUUGCAUGAUGAUAACAUUUUCUCGACCUUAAAAUAAAUUUAAAAACC
Messenger RNA from Ochlerotatus camptorhynchus, 5482 nucleotides. It is a transcript of the gene Usp20-33, whose product is annotated as Ubiquitin specific protease 20/33. Gene Ontology annotation, biological process: protein deubiquitination. The record is from RefSeq and is a predicted model, not a curated record. Gene Ontology annotation, molecular function: cysteine-type deubiquitinase activity; zinc ion binding. Lineage: Eukaryota; Metazoa; Arthropoda; Insecta; Diptera; Culicidae. The transcript is spliced from 6 exons. Gene Ontology annotation, cellular component: cytoplasm. The coding region runs from base 881 to 4609 and encodes 1242 amino acids.